Messenger RNA from Spea bombifrons (plains spadefoot toad), 1694 nucleotides. It is a transcript of the gene NEK2, whose product is annotated as NIMA related kinase 2. The record is from RefSeq and is a predicted model, not a curated record. Gene Ontology annotation, biological process: protein phosphorylation. Gene Ontology annotation, molecular function: ATP binding; protein kinase activity. The coding region runs from base 166 to 1497 and encodes 443 amino acids. The transcript is spliced from 9 exons. NCBI's taxonomy places the organism in Eukaryota, Metazoa, Chordata, Amphibia, Anura, Pelobatidae.
AUUCUCGGCGUUUAAACCGCUGGUGCUCCGUUUGUGUGUCGCUGGCGUGAGGGCGACGGGCUUGUUGGUGUUUAUGGUGUGAAUGACUGCCCAGCUUAGCGGCGAAGGUGGAAUAAGAGCGGAAGACGAGAGCAGGUGCGGAUCUCUUGUGGUGGGUUUUCUAGAAUGCCGUCUCGCGUAGAGGAUUACGAGGUUCUCUAUACCAUCGGUUCCGGUUCGUACGGGAAGUGCCAAAAGAUCCGUCGGAAGUCGGACGGGAAGGUACUGGUAUGGAAGGAGUUGGACUAUGGCACGAUGACGGAGGCUGAAAAGCAAAUGCUGGUCUCUGAGGUUAACCUAUUGCGGGAACUGAAACAUCCAAACAUCGUCCGCUACUAUGACCGUAUCAUUGACCGAACAAACACCACUCUUUAUAUAGUGAUGGAGUACUGUGAAGGUGGGGACUUGGCAAGCCUUAUUGCAAAAUGCACAAAAGACAGGCAAUACUUAGAAGAAGAAUUUAUUUUGCGUGUCUUUGGCCAACUUGCCCUAGCUCUAAAGGAUUGCCACAGAAGAGGUGAUGGUGGUCACACUGUCCUUCAUCGUGAUCUCAAACCUGCCAACAUCUUUCUAGAUGCUAAAAAGAAUGUAAAAGUUGGAGAUUUUGGAUUGGCUAGAAUACUUCACCAUGACACGAGCUUUGCAAAAACAUUUGUUGGAACUCCUUAUUACAUGUCUCCUGAGCAGAUGAAUAGGAUGUCCUAUAAUGAAAAGUCUGAUAUCUGGUCAUUAGGAUGCCUUAUGUAUGAGCUUUGCGCCCUCUCGCCACCGUUUACUGCUUAUAAUCAGAAGGAACUAGCAGAAAAAAUAAGAGAAGGUAAAUUUAGACGGAUCCCAUAUCGCUAUUCAGAAGAAUUGAAUAGAAUAAUUACGACCAUGUUAAAUCUGAAGGACUACUUGAGGCCCUCAAUAGAAGAGAUUUUGCAACAUCCCCUAUUAGUUGAAUAUGUUCUAGAAGAGCAAAGUAAAAUGUCUGAAAAGAAGGUCAGGAGGUCGGCAGAACCAGAGCGUAUUCACCAAUCUGACCCUGUGUCUUCAGAACUUCGGCUUAAAGAGCAACAGUUGCAAGCCAGAGAGAAUGCUUUACGGGACCGGGAAGAGCUCCUAGAACAGAGGGAGCGAGAGCUAUGUGUGCGUGAAAGACUGGCAGAAGAUAAACUUACAAGGGCAGAAAGCUUGAUGAAGAACUUCAACUUAAUGAAGGAGCAACGUUUGUUUGGAGCUGCUUUUGACAAUGGCCUAGGUGGAUGUCUGAAUGCAUCUGUAACACGGAAUAAGAAGGUCCACUUUGGUCAUGAAAGCAAAGAGAACAGGAGCCAGGACAAGUAUGCAUUGCCGCAGGAGAAGUGCGCGGAGGUGAAGAAACGGCUCCACGCAGCUGAUGUGCGUGCCAAGGCCUUAUUUGAAAUGGAGAAAAACUAUCAGCUGAAAAGCCGGCAGAUCCUGGGCAUGCGUUAAUUUUCUGGAUUGACUAAUGAGUUGUACAUAGUAUUUAAACUGUUUUUAUAAAAUGACCAUUCCUUUUAAAACCACUUGGUUAGGUAGGCGUGUUUACCUAUUCCACAAUUUAAGAUUUACCAAACAGGGUAAUAUUCAUGAAACUUUCUCCUCAGUCUUUUAAAAGGCAUUGUUUUAAUUAAACAAAAAAAGAAAAA